AUGGCGACUGUAGCUUCUUCAACAACUCUCAUCUCCUCCUCCUCCUCCUCCACUAGGGUUUUCUCAUCCAAGUCUUCUCUUCCAUCUCCCUCCGUCUCUUUCCUUCCAUCCCUUUCCUCUCCUUCCCCAUCCGCUUCUCUCCGGUUUGCUCGACCCUCUUCCCUCACCUCAAUCCGCUCCACUUCUCGCCGGAGCUUCGCUGUUAAGGCCCAAGCCGAUGAUCUCCCAUUGGUUGGAAACAAGGCGCCUGAUUUUGAGGCCGAGGCUGUGUUUGAUCAGGAGUUCAUCAAGGUGAAGCUCUCUGAGUACAUUGGGAAGAAGUAUGUGAUUCUCUUUUUCUACCCUUUGGACUUCACUUUCGUCUGCCCAACAGAGAUUACUGCCUUCAGUGACCGGUACGCAGAGUUUGAGAAACUGAACACAGAAGUUCUAGGUGUCUCUGUUGAUAGUGUGUUCUCCCACCUUGCAUGGGUUCAAACAGACAGAAAAUCUGGAGGACUUGGUGAUCUCAACUAUCCCCUUGUUUCAGAUGUCACUAAAUCAAUCUCAAAAUCUUUCGGAGUGCUCAUUCAUGAUCAGGGAAUAGCGUUGAGAGGGCUUUUCAUAAUCGACAAGGAAGGAGUGAUCCAACAUUCAACCAUUAACAAUCUUGGUAUUGGCCGAAGCGUUGAUGAGACAAUGAGAACCCUUCAGGCAUUACAGUACAUCCAGGAGAACCCUGAUGAAGUCUGCCCUGCAGGAUGGAAACCAGGGGAGAAGUCAAUGAAACCUGACCCCAAGCUCAGCAAAGAGUACUUCUCAGCUAUUUAGAAUAACUUAAAAGGCACAAAGCCUUUGUUAUGUGUGAGCAGAGUUUUUUUUUUCUUUUCGUUUACGCUGAAUCCUUUGUUUGAAUCUCACUGUGUCCCUCAAAAACCAUAAAACUUCAUUUUCCACUAAUAAAGUUUGGUUACCA
Eruca vesicaria subsp. sativa (arugula) is the source of this 955-nucleotide messenger RNA. The record is from the annotation of a GenBank genome assembly. Lineage: Eukaryota; Viridiplantae; Streptophyta; Magnoliopsida; Brassicales; Brassicaceae.